Messenger RNA from Aspergillus nidulans FGSC A4, 5205 nucleotides. Its product is annotated as histidine kinase-like ATPase domain-containing protein. The transcript is spliced from 8 exons. The record is from RefSeq and is a predicted model, not a curated record. NCBI's taxonomy places the organism in Eukaryota, Fungi, Ascomycota, Eurotiomycetes, Eurotiales, Aspergillaceae. The coding region runs from base 1 to 5205 and encodes 1734 amino acids.
AUGACCCAGAACGUCGACUUCAGUGCGCUUAAGGCGCGGACUAUGAGAUCUGGGGAGGACGAAGAGGCUGUCACCGUAGACACAAGGGGCCUGAUUUCCAAGGUAUUAGCGCGUUACUCAGGUCAAUGGACUGUAUUACGAGAGAUGAUCCAGAAUGCAGCUGAUGCAAACGCUACGAAAGUUACUAUCAAAUUUGAGACUCUGCCUUCGAAAACGGUCCCAUUUCCAUCCACCACCGACAGGACAAGCCUGAUAAAACAUACUAUAUCUCAUCAUACGAUUAAACGCCUCCUAAUCUCUAACAACGGACUCCUUUUUAACGAGAAGGACUGGGCUCGUUUGAAGCGUAUUGCCGAUGGUAAUCCGGACGAGACGAAGAUCGGAGCUUUCGGCGUCGGCUUCUAUUCGGUUUUCGAAGAUUGCGAAGAGCCCUUCGUCUCCUCAGGUUCCGAUGCAAUGGCAUUUUACUGGAAGGAGAACGCUCUGUUUACUCGUCGACUGCAGUUGAACGAGCAAGCGAACUCUGAAACAACAUUCGUCUUGGAUUAUCGGAACGAUACUUCACCGAUUCCGUCGCUGAUGCAACUAUGCCAGUUUCUAUCCAGCAGUCUCACAUUUGUCAACCUUGAAUGCAUAGAGCUGUGGCUAGAUGACUGGAACAUACUACGCUUGGCCAAGAAGGCUGCCCCAGGCAUCGCCCUUGCCUUGCCAAAAGAUAUCGAGACGAAGACUCAGGAAGGGUUAAUGAAGAUCACCAGUGUCACAAGGGAGGUCGCGCAGGUCGACGCUGCCUGGAUGCAAGUCGUUGAAUGGAAUCCAAAUUCGAGCACUCUCGUUGAGGGUAUUCGUGAUACUACAUCUUCGUUGCGCAGCUUUCUGUCAAGACUCACCCAGGGUUCGUCUAGCAAAGUGGCAGAUACUCAGAAGAAAGAAGCUGCCGAUGACACAGGGGACUUAACAAAGAUCUCAACAGCCACGAUAUUUUUGCACAUCAACACCGGAAGCAUUCAGGCCUCUAUCAGCCAAUCUCUAGGCAGCGAACUUGAACGAGCCACAAGAAAGCCUCCACCUAAAAAGACGUCAAUUGCAGUGCUGACACCUUCGUAUGAUACGAGUCUAGCGUCAUCGUCUUCGCAAGCUGAAUUCCUAUCUACCAUCCUUCCCUCGAAGGGUGGCCGGGUCUUUAUCGGAUUUCCUACCCAGCAGACAACCGGUCUCAACGCUCAUAUCUCUGCUCCUUCUGUCAUUCCGACAGUGGAGCGAGAAAGCAUUGACCUUAACUCGAGAUAUAUUCGCAAAUGGAACACGGAAAUGCUAAGAGCAGCAGGUAUAAUCUGUCGAAUUGCAUGGUCUGCGGAAAUGGCUUCAGUUAAAAACAGAAUAAUCUCUGGGAAAGAUCCGUCCAAGCAGUCAAAGAUUCGAAAAGCGGACAUUACAACUGUCCUUCCUGAGGCUAUCCAUACUGCAAACCAGUUCGUGUUUCGUGAGUCUACACCAUUAUCCGUGCUCGGUCAGAUAAUAGAGGAUGCCUUUUGGACUUGUAAUAAGAACGCUUCCAUCGAGGUAAUUUCUACCUGCGGUGUUGUCCACAACCAUCAGGCACGCAUAGCCACCAAAGACUUAACUUUCUUAGACUCUAUACCUGUGUUGCCAGAUGAAUUCGUGGAGGGCUCAAAAGAGUUUGUAAAGAAACUGACACUGCUGGGCCUUGUGACUGAAGUUACAGUGACUGAUAUCAAGCGUGAACUGGAAACUUGCCCGCUACGUUCUUCUCAAAUCACCGAAUUCCUUUCUUGGUUGGCACGAAGAACAGUAUCUGGCCAACUCGAUUCAUAUUCCGCGAGGAGCAUAUUGAACGUCGCGGUGGCUUCUGCCGAUGAAAAUGAUACCGACACGGGUUUGAUAGUUUUCUCUGGCGUAUCGCUCUUCUUGAACCCUCAGCGUAUACCUGCUGACCUACCUUUGCCACCUGCCGUGAUGCCGUUCAAAUACACUAAGUCUCUGAGCAAAAAAGACCUAGAAUCAUUUGGAUGGGAGGAAUUGCAGAUAGUCCCCUGGUUGUGCUGGCUUGUCAGCAAUGCCGGCAAUCGGGAUGUCCUUCCACAAACCCAAGAUAUCACUAAAUGCCCAUCCUUUGCAGCCCAAGUACUCCCUGUGAUAUCGAAACAAUGGGAAACUCUGGGUCAAUCCUCGAAACAAGACGUGAUCGAUCAGUUGCAGGCGCAUACCGUGAUUCCUACCAAGAUCGGCAUGAAAUGUCCGACCGAAGCGUACUUCUCUUCCGUCCGCCUCUUUGACGACCUGCCCGUGGUUCAUGGCCUCCAGGGAGUAAAAGAGAAACUGCUGACUGCUCUUGGCGUACGUAAAACAGUCGAGCUUGGUGUUAUUUUUGAGCGUCUCCUCAAUGCUCCCGGUUCUUCUGAUGGAGACAAAUCUAGCCAGGGAAAAUGGAGCCACGUUGAUUUGAUACGAUAUCUGGCAUCUGUCAGUAGUGACAUACCUGCCAGUGACAUCAAGCGGCUCAAGGAUACCAAUUUUUGUACCGCCGAGCCUAUAAUUGACCAUGAUGGUUCAAGAAGACCAAAUGAAGACCGCUACAAGGUUCAGCAACUUUACGAGCCGAACGACGCGCUUAGAGCCCUGAGGCUCCCAAUCCUAGAAUGGCCCGCAAAGUUCACAUCGAGCAGCCCUGAGGGCAGAUUUCUGGCAAGAUUGGGCCUGCGAACCUUUCCACAAAGUACUGUGCUCACACGAAUUAUGGCUGCGGCGGCCGAGCACAACGACUGGGCACUGCACGGAAAAGCCAUGUCUUACUACGUUACUGAGUUCGAAAACAAUGGCUAUGGCGCCAUCGAUUGCGGUUCGAUAAACGAUGAAUUUCUUCCAGUCGAACAAAUAAACGAUUCUGGCGCUGAGAAACGCUACAAAGUUAGCGCUCCAAGCAAGUGCUUUACAGACGAAGGUGCCGCUUUGUUCGGUUAUGACAUCCUUCGUAAGGAUCUCCACCGUCAUGCUUCUAAACUGGGCGUUCAACGACACCCAAAGUUAUCCAAUUGCCUUGAUACAUUGAUCCGUCUGCCACCAUCAACAGUACGAGAAGCGAGGUCACUCUAUCGGUAUCUUGCUGGAAGGGUGUCCGAACUCACCCCGCGGGAUAUAGACCGCGUUGGAAGAGCUGAGAUAGUGCCAGUCUUUGCAGAAAACAACAAGGGCAGCACGAUGCACCGCGUGGCGCCAAGCCUUUGUUACCUAGGAGAGGGCGAAGAUUACAAAGAUAUAUUUGACUUUGUGGACUUUGGUCAAGAAGCAAACCUCUUCUUGAUGGCUGUCGGAUCGAAAAGGGAGCCGACCAAAAUAGAGCUUGCGCAGAUGAUAGUCAGAGAACCAGCUCGAAUAUCUUCAACCUUUCAAAGCGGAGAAAAGUACCUCAAGCUCUUACGGACGCUUGCUGAGGACAUGUCUCUUCUAAGGAAAAACAAAGAAUUAUGGCAAGAAAUGAAAAGGUCAGCUUUCCUACUAGCGAGCAAAGACAUCACUUCAACCGCACAGGUUGGAGACGGAGCCAAGAAAAUUGUCGAUAAUUCUGAUGACGAAGACGAGGCUGAAGACGGUGGUAUCCGAGAAUGGGCUUUGACUAUGGCAAAAGAGACGAUCGUGGUGGACGAUUAUCAGAGCUUUAUUCUUUUCAAAGACCACGUUUUGGCUGGCAAACCAGCCCCUCAAGAGGAGAUUCUCGAGAACUUCUAUCUUGCUCUAGGUGCCUUACCGCUCAGUCAACUUGUGGAGGAACGAGCGAACUGGGGGGCCCCGGCUACUGAUCAACGUCUUGCAGUCAAAUUGUUAAAAUUGAUUAAAGAGCGCUCAAGGCUUUUCCUCCACGAUCAGCCCGCUGAUAGUAUCCGGCAUGACAGCCGAUGGCUUGAUAAGAACCUCAACGUGCAAGUAGUCCAGUCCAUCACACUCACACGGUCACUUCGAAAUCGUGGUAUAUCCUACAGACAGGAGCGAAAGGCAAUAGUUACAGAAGUUUCAAGAGAGUGUAUCAUGCGGAUAUGCCCAGAGAAGUAUGAUUUCUACGAAAUCAGUCAAGCGCUUUCCUCAUUGAUUCUUGCACGACCAAAGCUCCAUUCGGCUCUGACCCUGGAAAUGCUUUUGAAAACUGAUCUGCUGGAGCUCAGAGGGCGUGGCUACAAUGUCGACCGCAUUCUAAAGCAAAAGGCACACGAUGCUCAGAUCGCGGAGACCCGACGCCAGCAACAGCUGGAGGAAGAACGUCGCCGUUUACGGGAGAAGGAACUGGCUCUGGCUGAAGAAGCUCGAGAUCAGAUAGCCGAAACUCAGGACGCGACAUCAAUGCCCGGGGUCUUUCCCGACUCUCCGUCGUCAAAGGAUGUUCGUCCAAAUUCGCCGACACAGUCUCCCAAGGAGAAGCGUAACCUAUUCUCUACAUUUACGAAGCAUUUUAGCGAGGGGAACCGGUCAUCUUGGAACCCCUUCCGAGGUGAAACUGCCUCGUUACCUGAUCCUCCUAGAGCUUCUCCUCCACAACUUCCGACUGAACAAGUGAAACCGCCUCGCCCUGAGGCUCCGGUGGCUGUUAACUCUGCGCUUCAAUUACAAAAAAGCUUGCACUCCGCCAUACAAUCUAGCCGUUCUCAUGGCGCAUCGGGUGUGUUCUCCAGACCGCAAGUUGAUCGAAUCAAUGAAUUGAAGUCGUAUUGCGACGAGAAACCAGGCCACGACCUGGAGUUCGCUGCCACACUUCCGUGUGGGGUCAAUAUUCUUGUUGCCAGAUCUGUAGAAAGGUCUGCGUUUCUCACCAAGAACAGUGUUGGUCUGAAUUUGUUUGGGUCUAUAUUGCUUGAUUGUGCCGAUGUUUUUGCUCUACGGCCUGACACCGUGAGCAUAUUCUAUGACCCCGGCUCAAAAGCCAUCGGGUUCAACCGGUCUGGCAGUAUAUUCUGCAAUUACCACUAUUUCCAGCAACUACAUGAGAAGGCAUUGCUCCAGAAACCGACUCCAGACCGGGCUGAAGCUAUGGUCUAUUGGUGGGUCACGCUUUCACACGAGCUUGCUCAUAACCUCGUUGCGGACCAUAGUUCUGCACAUAGCUAUUACACAGAGAGCUUUGUGAGUCAAUACUUCACUAGAAUUGCAGCCAAGAUCGCCCAUGCUGCUACCAAGAGGCCUAAUCCUGAGCAAUGA